Aspergillus ibericus CBS 121593 is the source of this 932-nucleotide messenger RNA. RefSeq lists its product as uncharacterized. Bases 174 to 794 code for a protein of 206 amino acids. Lineage: Eukaryota; Fungi; Ascomycota; Eurotiomycetes; Eurotiales; Aspergillaceae. The record is from RefSeq and is a predicted model, not a curated record. The transcript has a single exon.
UCUCCCUCAUCCAUACCUUUCCAUCUAAGGAUAGCCUAAUCCAUCAUAGUGAGGCAUUUCCUACACCACCACCACCACCACCACCACUCCUCAAGACAUAACUUGCGCGGCAGAGCCGUCCUCAUCAAGAAGGGAAUUUAUACAUCCUACGUCACCACGACCAAAUCCCCAGGAUGGAAACCAAACCCACCUACCCUCGCAACUUCCAACUAGCACUCAGUAACAAGCUCAGUCCCGAAGACGUAACCAACCAUCUCAACAAACCAGGAUGUACACCCCGCUUCGUCUACGGGGUCCUCAUGCUUCCCACCGUCCUAAGCCACUACCUCGACACCCCCCAGACGGAGAUCAUAGCCAAGCAAAUGACGCGAGCAACGCUCCGAGGCCAUAAGCUCUACCGAAUCGGACCGGACAGCACACCCGUCAUGGUACCCUCAUCGGAUCCCCAAGAUACGGUAGAGGGUAUGCUCAUCUUUGGUCUGGAUGCCGUGCAGCGAAACGCCAUCUACGAAAAGGAAAGUGGACUGAUGGAAUUGGUGAAUGUGCGGGUUACUAUUACCCAGGUUGAUGGCUUGUUGCAGAGACAUGUCGUUUUGAGUCAGAGGGUGGUUGAUGCGGGGGCGUUUGUUUGGGUUGAUUCUCAAGAAGGGUUGAUUCCUAUGGAGAGGAAUGCCUGGCCGGUAGAUGAGUUCUUGGGCAGUCAGUUUUAUGAGAAUAUUUGUCUGUCUCGACGGACGUCGUUGGGGGAGUGGAAGGAGAGGUUUGUUGAGAAUUUGUUGGGAGAUUCGUUGUAGGAGAUGGGUUCCAUGGAUUAGUUGUUCUGCGAUUUAGCACGGGUUAGGAUCAAAUGGUCUGCUUCUGCUGGGACUUGCAUAGGCGUUAUGAUACGGUGGAUAAGUCUGGGGUUAUGCUCAUACAUGAUUUCUCCUUAU